Molecule: messenger RNA, 2305 nt
Organism: Rhipicephalus sanguineus (brown dog tick)
Lineage: Eukaryota; Metazoa; Arthropoda; Arachnida; Ixodida; Ixodidae
Exons: 2
Coding region: 61-2109 (682 amino acids)
Source: RefSeq, a predicted model, not a curated record
GCGUUUCAUUACACCAUCGUCCUGUCAAGGCGAAACACCACACCGACGGCCAACGGCAAUAUGUACGACCAGGUAUGGCUACGCGAAGAGGACAUCGAUGCGCUUUUCCCAGGAUUAGGGCUUCCCCUUCCUUGCACCGCGGAAGUGGACGGCAGCUCGAGUCCCGCGUCCUACUGUCACAUCAUCGAUAGGCUGGGCUUCUGGAACCGCAUCCUCUGGCGCGCCGGCUUUCAGCUGCGUGAGCUCACGGCGCCCGGACAACUGUCCCUGGUACGCGUAGCCCACGACGGAGGCAGACGACAGGAACAGCACGGCCGGGACGGCCGCCUUCUCUUUCACGUCCUCUUGGAGUGCCAUCGAUGCGUCGUGAGCGUGGAGCUCGACGAAGUUCUUGUCGAAGGAAGUGGACUCAGGGAAGCCAGAGUUCGCGUCUUGUCGGCGCUUCGGAACAACACGAGCCUGCUGUCGCUGAACCUCGUCAGCCUUUUCGGUGACUACAGGUUCAUUCAGGAGGACUUAUUCGCAGACAUCGGCUCAAUGACUCAGCUGCGAGAGCUGGUCAUAUCGGCGACCGGCGAAGCGAUCUCCUGCCUAGUGGACCUUGUUUGCUCUUUGCUGCACACGGCGAGUCUGUCAACCCUGUCAAUCUCGGGGCUACGUUUCGACGAAAUGAACGCCAAGUUCCUAUCGGCUGCGCUGCGGAGGAACGGCACAGUGACCGACUUGUCCGUGCACAGCAGUAUUCUGAACUCCCGGAACUCCAAGGGCGUACCCUCGUUCUCCCGUUACCUCAAGGGUAGCACUACGUUGUCUGCUCUCACCUUAGAGGGCACGAUUGCGGAGCCGGAAGAUACUCUUACGGAGCUAGCUAGUGUAUUAAUUCCUCUAAUUGUGUCCAGUACCCUUCAGAAGCUCAAGCUUUCCGGUUUCCUCUUACACUGCCGCUGCGCGUGGCUGCUCUCUCGAUUCGUGGCUCAACAGGGCGGCUCGCUGAAACACCUCGACAUCAGCGGCUGCAGGUGGGCAUUGGACGGUUCGCCGAAGAGCCUAGACGCUCCAACGGACGACGGCCAACCGUCUGAACCGACCUGUGCGUGGCUGAAGCCAUUCGACGAAACUGAGCAAGUCGGGCUGUCGCACCUCUCAGUCAGCGUAAGGGACUUGAAGCCAGAUGACUUCAAGACUCUCUUCUUCGUGGCCACCUCCGUCGAAUCGCUCAGGACCAUAUCGAUCGAUGACGUGGCGCUAGACGUACUCCCCGAAGUCUUUCGGACUAUUCGUCAGGCCGAAAUCGGCGACAGAGUCCGCAUAACGAGCGAAUACCUGGUCGACUGGGUGGCCCUUUCCGAACUCGAAGAGUUUCGCGAAGCAGUGCGUCGCGUCGCUGUCAGUUGUCUCGAAGCGACGAGCGUGAGUGCGUUCUGUAAGACCGUACAUCUGGUGCGUUCCUGGAACCACGUGACUACGCUGCGACUCGUACUUUCCAAGGAAGCCAUGGGCGACGUCUUCAUGAUGUGGUCUCUGUGCUGUUUCGUGAAUGAGGCUGCCGCGCUGAAGGAGCUCGAACUGGCAGGUUGCGACCGGCCAGACCUGAGUCACUGCCUCGGCGUAGUAACCAUCAACCACAGCCUUCUCCUGGAUGUCAUCUUCUCCAACGCUAGCCUGCGAACAUUGAGACUGAGCCAGAUUCGGUUGGGUGAAGCAAACCUGAACUUUCUGGUCGAUGCAGUCUUUUCUAAUGAUACCAUGACCGAACUUGACUUUAUGUCUUGGGACACUUCCGAGAACGACCGUCUGCUUCGGUUACUUGCCGCCGAUUUCGACAUGAACGCGACGCUACUGCGUUUUCGGGUUUCCAACACUUCCUGCGACGAAAUGGAAGACGAAGGAAGGGCCAUAAUCAAUGCCUUUCUCAGUCGCAACGUGGGUUUCGUCACGUGCGCGUCCCACUACGUGGCGAGAUUCACGGACGCCAAUCGCUGCAUGGAAGCCUUAGCUUCCAUCCCGAGAAGCCGGGCUUUGAUCGACAAAGUCCAGGAACUAGUCGCCGUGGACGAGGCUGAUGCGACGAGCUUAGUUGAAGCUCUGGUGACCAUGGACUUCCCGUGACGUUGUUUUGUUUUUGCAAGUUUCGCGUGUAGUCUUUGACAAAGAGGCCUACGAUGCUCGGCUGUUGUAAACAUCACUGGUAAACAUCAUCACUGUGUUGUUCUAGGCGUGUUCAUACCUGCGUGCGCAGUGCUCCAACGACGCGAAAUCUAAGCAACCCUGCGCUUGCUCUAUUCGGAAAUGUUUCGAAGUUUCA